UUGGCUGGCACCGCCCCUCCACGGGGUUGCCAUAGCGACGGGAUGCGGACGGGGGGAAGGAGGAAGAGGAGGAGGCGGCGUCCGCAGGCGGGAAGAGGAAGCCGUCGGUGGCGACGGGGAGGAUCCGCCCUCUCCAUGGCAUUUGCGCCUCCCAAAAAUUCGGAUGGCUCCAAGCUCCAGCUGAGCACGUGGACUCCCCUGAACCACCAGCUCAUGAACGACAAGGUAUUUGAAGAAAGAAGAGCCCUGCUUGGGAAAUGGUUUGACAAGUGGACAGAUGGUCAGAGGAGGAGGAUCCUGGUGGACCUGCUGGAACGCUGCUCCCUGUCCCAGCAGAAAUUCUGUGCCAAGCAGCUCGAAGCCCGAGUCCCCACCGAGGCCGUCGAUUUUACCACCAGGCUCCCUCGAGUCCUGUCCUUGUACAUCUUUUCCUUCCUGGACCCACGGAGCCUCUGCCGAUGUGCACAGGUGAGCUGGCACUGGAAGUACCUGUCGGAGCUGGAUCAGCUGUGGAUGCUGAAGUGCCUGCGUUUCGGGUGGUUCAUCAACUUCUGCCCCACGCCCUUCGAGCAGGGCGUCUGGAAAAAACACUACAUCGAGAUGGUGAGGGAGCUGCGCGUCUCCAGGCCCAAGACUCCUUCCAAGGACGAGUUCAUCGUUAUUGAUGUGCAGCCAGUAAAAAGCAGCGUCCCAGAGAGGAAACUUUCCGUGGCAGGACUGGGGACAGCCAGGGGGAAAAAAGCUCUCCCUCCUUGGCGCUCAUCCGACAGGAACCCCACGGACACCAUCCGCUACAACUACCUGGACAACUACGACCCCAUCGAGCAGGCCAGGCAGGCCAGGAGGAAGGGAGGAGGGCACACCCCGGACCUGAGCCGGCAGGCGGCUGAGAGGAAGAGGAGAGGAGGUCGUGGAUCCGCUCAGCUCCGGAAGGUGAAAUCCCUGUUAUCCCUUCCUGCAGAUCUCCAGCCUGUCCCCAAGCCCCCAGCCCGUCCCACCUGGGCCGCGCCUGAGCUCACUGGGACCCUUCCCGCCGAGGCGCUGGCCCGGAGCUCCCGCUGGAACGCCGGGAUCCGCCCGGGACCUGUCCGAGCUCCAGCAUCGCGGCCAAGAGGAACCGGAGAUGUCACCAGGAGGGACACCAGGUCCUCGUCCCCUCCUCUGUUUGAGGCUCAGCCCUGGCACAUUCCUUCAUCCAACCAAGGAUCCGACACGGAAUAAGGGAGGAUCCAGGGUAUCCUUCAUCCAAGCAGAAGAGAAAUUUAUCCACCUCCCCCUGGGGAAACGACAGGAAAGUUCCUGCUGGGUUUGGGAUCUGAACCUGUUUCCCCAUAGCUGGUGCUGCAUUCCCUUUUCCUCCCGGAUACAUCCGGAAUUCCCAGAAUUUUCCCCAUGGAGACGCUUCCUUAGAUCCUUGCCAGAGCUGCUGGCCCUCAUGGGAGGUUGCCUGUGGAUCAUUUGGACAUCCUGGGGCACAUCCCAUGAAAAACCUGGAGACAGAAUUCCUUUCUGGGGUUAAAGCAAUUCCAUCUUUCCCACUUAGCGAGAAGGAAAUCAAAUCCCACACUCCGGCUUUGCGCCUGGAUCAGCGAGGAGCUGGAAUUCGUCGUUUACGAGAUUGGGAGUCCCCUGCCCUCCCUCUCAUUGGUCUUUCCUGCGGUUUUCCCAGAAUUCCCAGCAGAAUUCCCAGAAAAUGGAACAAAGAGCAGUUUUUUGAGGAUCAGGGGAUUGAAAGCACGAAAGGACUUUAAUCCAUCCCAGAGCGCUGGCACAAAACAGAACCUUUCCACGCUUCGGGAAGCGCAGGAAUCCUCAGCAUCUCCAGGCAAAAAUCACAUUUCAGAGGAAAUUCCAACCAACCAAUCAUGGAGCCACGGAAUUAUUAAGGAUGGAAAAGACCUUUUGGAUCCCCAAAUCCAGCACCACACCCACAGCCUUUCCAGGAAUGGCGAUUUCCAUUCAGUGGAAUGAGGAUUCCAUUUUUUCCAUGAAGAAAUUGCUCCCAAUAUCCCACCUCAUCCUCCCCUGCUGCAACUCGAGGCCGUUUCCAUGUGGAUUAGGAGGAAACUUUAUGCAGGAUUACAUAAAAUUACCCAGGAGAACAGAAUGACGGAUUUUGAUUAGGAAAGUGAAAUUUUGGGAAUUUAAAGUGAGGUAGAGCAAACCAAAACAUUCCCUGGAAUUUCAAAUCCUUCCUCACCAGCCUUUAUUUUUAUUUUUUUAUGUAGGAAACCAAGUUCAACCAAUUGCUCUGUGGGUGCUUCCUUGGCUUCCUAAAUCCAAGCUUUUGUUUUUUGGGUUAGAGGGUUAGAUCCACAUCCCAAACACAGAAAUCAUGCCAGUGGUUUAUCUUUUCCCAGCAAUUUUCCCUGGAAUUGUACAAUUCCCAGGAUCUGAGUGGGUGAGUCUUGGACAGGCUCUGCACCUUUGCUGCAUCUUAAGCGCUCACUGCGCAUUUUAAAGCUUAAACCUUCUCUGAUUUAUAAUUUUAUAUUUUUUUUUUGUAUUUAUGAUGCUGUAAAAUAAUAAAAAGAAAUGUCCAGGAAGGUGUCGAGCCAAGCCAAUUAUCCUUGGAAUAUCAUCAGACCUACAAAAACCCCGUUGAUCAGAAUAAAAUCAGAUGUGCUUACACUGUCUGUAAACAUAUUUUACAUCAUUCCUGAGGUCAGGAAAUGGGCUGGAAUUCCAAAUGGAGAGGAAAUAAAAAAUCUCCAUCAGCUGCCUGGGGUGGUCUGAGCCCCACUCCAGGGCGCGUUCCCAGAUAAAUUCCCAAACUGCAGGGUUGUGCCUUCGGAGACGCGCGUUUCCCUGCCCUGCUCGGCGUUUCCAGGUCCUGCCCGACUGGAAUCGGCCCCAGCCCGGGAUUAAAGGCGCCUCUCCAAGCCCAGGGACCGCUGGAUCAGCUCCAGCCCCGCUCAGAUGUGGGGAAGGAACCUCUGAGCCCACCUUUGCUACCCCAAAACUCCACCCGCACUUCCCCGGUGCUCCUUGCCCCGGGGGAAUGCCGGGGUUUGGAACUCGGGAGCCAAACCAGAAGUUUUCCUGAUUAUUCUGAGCUGAAGAAGGAAUUUAGGGAAAGAAAAACAUGUAACUUUGGUGGGUGGGAGGAUUUUUGGGAGCGCCCAGCUGGUGUGGAGAGGUGGGAGAUGUUCUCUCCUCCUCCACGGGUAGGUUUGUGAUCCACCAGAAUCCAGGGAUUGACCAGGAAGGGCUGGAAUUCCCGGAUUUGGGAGCUGGUGGCAUCAGCCAGGCCCUGGCAAACAGCAACAACCAAACAGCUGCCAAUUCCCCAAACCAGAGCCGGGGAAAUCCCCGCCUCCAGAAGCUCACGGGAGUUUUAGAAGUCACUGGAUUUCCACAGAAGAAUCCCGAGCCGGUUUUAUAGGAUUGCUGUGGAAUUUGGGAUGCACGAGACCGCAGGAGACCUCUGGUCCAGCCUCCUGCUCUGGGAUCAGGCAGAUCCUCCCGAGGAGGACGGGGCACAAGUGCUGCCCUCACAAUGUCCCCAUGGUGACCCUUCAGCAGUCAGGGAAGAUCCUGAGCUGGAAGGAUCACCAAUUCCAACCCCCGGCCCUGCAGGGACACCCCGGAAUUUUGGGGU
Parus major (Great Tit) is the source of this 3601-nucleotide messenger RNA. RefSeq names its product F-box protein 16 (gene FBXO16). The transcript has 9 exons. The coding region runs from base 43 to 1221 and encodes 392 amino acids. NCBI's taxonomy places the organism in Eukaryota, Metazoa, Chordata, Aves, Passeriformes, Paridae. Gene Ontology annotation, molecular function: protein binding. The record is from RefSeq and is a predicted model, not a curated record.